Molecule: messenger RNA, 2952 nt
Organism: Pipistrellus nathusii (Nathusius's pipistrelle)
Lineage: Eukaryota; Metazoa; Chordata; Mammalia; Chiroptera; Vespertilionidae
Source: the annotation of a GenBank genome assembly
AUGGCAAAUUCUAUGAAUGGCAGAAACCCUGGUGGUCGUGGAGGAAACCCCCGAAAAGGACGGAUUUUGGGCAUCAUUGAUGCCAUUCAAGAUGCAGUUGGACCCCCUAAGCAAGCAGCAGCAGAUCGCAGAACUGUGGAGAAAACUUGGAAACUCAUGGACAAAGUGGUCAGACUGUGCCAAAAUCCCAAACUUCAGUUGAAAAAUAGCCCACCAUAUAUACUUGAUAUUUUACCUGAUACAUAUCAGCAUUUACGACUUAUAUUGAAUAAAUACGAUGACAACCAGAAACUUGCCCAACUCAGUGAGAAUGAAUAUUUUAAAAUCUACAUUGAUAGUCUAAUGAAAAAGUCGAAGCGGGCCAUAAGACUCUUUAAAGAAGGCAAGGAGAGGAUGUACGAGGAGCAGUCACAGGACAGGCGAAAUCUCACAAAACUGUCCCUUAUCUUCAGUCAUAUGCUGGCAGAAAUCAAAGCAAUCUUUCCCAAUGGGCAAUUUCAGGGAGAUAAUUUUCGUAUCACGAAAGCAGAUGCUGCCGAGUUCUGGAGAAAGUUUUUUGGAGACAAAACUAUCGUGCCAUGGAAAGUAUUCAGACAGUGCCUUCAUGAGGUCCAUCAAAUUAGCUCUGGCCUGGAAGCUAUGGCUCUAAAAUCAACAAUUGAUUUAACAUGUAAUGAUUAUAUUUCAGUUUUUGAAUUUGAUAUUUUUACCAGGCUAUUUCAGCCUUGGGGUUCUAUUUUGCGGAAUUGGAAUUUCUUAGCUGUAACACAUCCGGGUUACAUGGCAUUUCUCACAUAUGAUGAAGUUAAGGCAAGACUGCAGAAAUACAGCACCAAACCUGGAAGUUAUAUUUUCCGGUUAAGCUGCACUAGAUUGGGACAGUGGGCCAUCGGCUAUGUGACAGGAGAUGGCAAUAUCUUACAGACCAUACCUCAUAACAAGCCCUUAUUUCAAGCCCUGAUUGAUGGCAGCAGGGAAGGAUUCUACCUUUAUCCUGAUGGGAGGAGUUAUAAUCCUGAUUUAACUGGAUUAUGUGAACCUACACCACAUGAUCAUAUAAAAGUUACACAGGAACAAUAUGAAUUAUAUUGUGAAAUGGGCUCCACUUUCCAGCUCUGCAAAAUUUGUGCUGAGAAUGACAAAGAUGUCAAGAUUGAGCCCUGUGGGCAUUUGAUGUGCACCUCUUGCCUUACAGCAUGGCAGGAGUCCGAUGGCCAAGGCUGCCCCUUCUGUCGCUGUGAAAUAAAAGGAACGGAGCCCAUAAUUGUGGACCCCUUUGAUCCAAGAGACGAAGGCUCCAGGUGCUGUGGCAUUAUGGACCCCUUUGGGAUGCCGAUGCUGGACUUGGAUGAUGACGAUGACCGAGAGGAAUCCUUGAUGAUGAAUCGGUUGGCAAAUGUUCGAAAGUGUGCUGAUAGGCAGAAUUCACCGGUCACUUCACCAGGGUCAUCUCCCCUUGCACAGAGAAGAAAACCCCAACAGGACCCUUUGCAGAUCCCACAUCUCAGCCUGCCUCCCGUGCCUCCCCGCCUGGAUCUGAUUCAGAAAGGCAUCGUUCGUUCUCCAUGUAGCAGUCCAACUGGUUCGCCAAAGUCUUCUCCUUGCAUGGUGAGAAAACAAGAUAAACCACUCCCAGCACCACCUCCUCCCUUAAGAGAUCCUCCCCCCCCUCCACCUGAGAGACCUCCCCCUAUCCCACCUGAAAAUAGACUAAGUCGCCAUUUGCAUCCUGUGGAGAGUGUGCCUAACAGAGACCAGCCAAUGCCUCUUGAAGCCUGGUGCCCUCGAGAUAUAUUUGGGGCUAAUCAGCCAGCAGGCUGUCGACUGGUAGGGGAUGGCUCUCCAAAGCCUGGAAUCACAGCAAGCUCAAAUGUAAAUGGAAGGCACAGUAGAAUGGGCUCUGACCCAGUACUAAUGAGGAAACACAGACGCCAUGAUUUGCCUUUAGAAGGAGCCAAGGUAUUUUCCAAUGGUCACCUAGGAAGUGAAGAGUAUGAUGUUCCUCCUCGGCUUUCUCCUCCUCCUCCAGCUACUGCCCUCCUCCCUAGCAUCAAGUGUACUGGUCCUUUAGCAAAUUGUCUUUCAGAAAAGACAAGAGACCCAGUAGAGGAAGAUGAUGAUGAAUAUAAGAUUCCUUCAUCCCAUCCUGUUUCCCUGAAUUCACAGCCAUCUCAUUGUCAUAAUGUAAAACCUCCUCUUAGGUCUUAUGAUAAUGGUCAUUGUAUAUUGAAUGGAACACAUGGUACAUCUUCAGAGAUGAAGAAAUCAAACAUCCCUGAGUUAGGCAUAUAUGUAAAGGGAGAUGUUUUUGAUUCAGCCUCUGAUCCAGUGCCAUUACCACCUGCCAGGCCUCCAACUCGGGACAAUCCAAAGCACGGUUCUUCACUCAACAGGACGCCCUCUGAUUAUGAUCUUCUCAUCCCUCCAUUAGGUGAAGGUGCUUUUGAUGCCCUCCCCCCUUCUCUCCCACCUCCUCCACCUCCUGCAAGGCAUAGUCUCAUCGAACAUUCAAAACCUCCUGGCUCCAGUAGCCGGCCAUCCUCAGGACAAGACCUUUUCCUUCUUCCUUCAGAUCCCUUUUUUGAUCCAGCAAGUGGUCAAGUUCCUUUGCCUCCUGCUAGGAGAUUGCCAGGUGAAAAUGUCAAAUCCAACAGAACAUCCCAGGAUUAUGAUCAGCUUCCGUCCUCUUCAGAUGGUUCACAAGCACCAGCCAGACCUCCUAAGCCACGACCCCGAAGGACUGCACCAGAAGUCCACCACAGAAAACCCCACGGGCCCGAGGCAGCGUUGGAAAAUGUCGAUGCAAAAAUUGCAAAACUAAUGGGAGAGGGUUAUGCCUUUGAAGAGGUGAAGAGAGCCUUAGAGAUAGCGCAGAAUAAUGUCGAAGUGGCCCGUAGCAUCCUCCGGGAAUUUGCCUUCCCCCCUCCAGUCUCCCCACGUCUGAAUCUAUAG